ACAGACAGAGAGAGAGAGCGGUUACUGAGGAGCACAUUUUCAUCCAAACCUCUGUUUUUUCCCAGAGCAUAUCUCUGCUCCGCGGCUGAGCUCAGCUCCCUAUUGUUUAAACUGGGAGGGGGAAAAACAACAUUCCGCUUGCUCUGUAAUCGCAGCCUGUGAGUCGUUUUUGUGAUCUGAUGUUCGAUUUUCGUCGGUCUCAAUGCUGCAUUCACUGUCAACUUCUCCGAUUUCAACACUUAGACUUGAGCUGCAUCAUGAAUAGUUUGGGGGCACCUUUCAAUCACAUAUCUCUGGAAUGGUGGGGAUUACACAGCCGAAACCCGGAGAGCAUGUAAACACAGAUGGAGUUUGGGAUUUAUUGCAAAAUAAGAGAAAGAUGACCGUCUUCUCAUUGUGCUUGCUCUUGUGCGCAGAUCUGCUGGAUUUAGCCGUCGGAUAUUUGACAGUUACCAUAGAGCCCCUGCCUCCUGUUGUUGUGGGAGAGACUGUUACUCUCAAGUGUAACUUCAAAACUGACGGAAGGCUUCGAGAGAUAGUUUGGUACAGGGUCACAGAUGGAGGUACCAUCAAGCAGAAAAUCUUCACCUAUGAUGCUAUGUUUAAUACCAAUUACUCUCACAUGGAGGACUACCGCAGACGUGAGGACCUUGUGUACCAGUCAACCGUCAGGCUCCCAGAGGUACGGAUCUCAGACAAUGGCCCUUACGAAUGCCACGUGGGCAUCUAUGACCGGGCAACGAGGGAGAAGGUUGUCCUGGCUUCAGGGAACGUAUUUCUUACUGUUAUGUCUCCUCCAAACAACAUAUCAGUGUUGGCAGAGAACACUCCAGCCCCAUUCAGUCGAUAUCAAGCCCAGAAUUUCACUCUCGUCUGCACUGCAAAGGGGGGGAAGCCAGCCCCGUCGGUGUACUUCAAGCGUGAUGGCGAGCUGAUAGAGGUGAUCUCCUACACUCAACCCUCCGCUAACGAGCAGGGUGGUGGCUCAGCUGGGGUCAGAGGAGCCAGGCCACUCAUCAGCAGGGACCUCGAUGACACUAAGCUCCAGCGGUCCCUCUCCCUUCUGGACCCUGAGGGGCGGUCUGCCCGUCUGUACACUGAGAGCCCCCAGCGCGUCCACACACAGGGCCAGCAGGGCUAUGAGCCCAGCCCUGCUACAGAGGUCAUCCCAGAGACUGUAGUGAGCCGUGAGUUUCCCCGCUGGGUGCACAGCACAGACCCUCUCUACUACUUCAGUCAUACUCACAUCCCUCAGAGUGAUGGCUCUGUGGUGGUGCAGGCCCGACUCACCUGGACCCUCAACCCUCAGCUGGAUAAUGACGCCCUGUUCAGUUGUGAAGUCAAGCACCCAGCACUGUCCAUGCCCAUGCAGACAGAGGUUACUCUGGCUGCUCCUAAGGGUCCUAAACUCCAGAUGUCCCCCAGCAGGGCGAAGGUAGGGGACACGGUGCGCAUCACAGUUCAAGGUUUCCAGGUAGGAUCACCUGGGAAUGAGGUGUUCCCCGAGCCUCUCUUCACCUGGACGCGGGUCGGGGGCCGCCUGUUGGAUGGCAGCAGUGAGCGAGAGGGGAAGGAUCUGAUACUAGAGAGAGUGCCAGCCGAGCUCAAUGGCUCCAUGUAUCGCUGCACAGCCCAGAAUCCUCUGGGCUCCACAGACACUCACACUCGCCUCAUAGUCUUUGAAAACCCAAGCAUGAUGAAAAACACACAGAAUCAGAACAAUGGAGCCUCCCGCGCAGGUGUGCUUGGACUAACGUGGACGGCACUUGUCCUCACAGUGACCAUGGAACUGACAUGAAACCUCUCAUCCGAGACCGUUGCACAGAAACACACACAUACUUGCCCUUCUUACGCCACACACACACAGAAACACACACACACACACACACACACUUUCCACAGUCUUGCAAGCCUUCUCCAGUCAUCAACAGACCCUCCAUGCGUCAGUUGAUCAGGACCACAGGAUGGCGCUCCACUGUUUUUCAACCUAAAUAAUAACCAAGAUAAUGAUAUCAAAAGAACAACAUGAUGAACGUGACGAUUACCACCCCCUAUAUAGCCCCGCCCAGUUGCACCUUUUUUGUUUUGUUUUUUUCCCCUUGUCUGCCAGUUGGUCAACAAAAUCUCAUGAUUUGAAAUAUAAAAGAAAAAAGCAUUUGGAUUUUGUUUCGAUGAGUCAAAAUGUCAUCGGUGUUGACUGAAAUGUGAAAAGUGGAACUGGCUUAGGCUGUGCCACCAUAUCAGCCACAUCUGUCUGUCACAUGUCCUGGGAUGCAUCUGAAUGACAACAAGCUGAUAAACCACAGGGGAACAAACACAGAUGCUCCAAGAGAACAUUCUCUUUUUAUUAAUAUCCAAGUAUUCCUUUUUUUCUGAUGGCUCGGAAUGUACAAGAGGAUUUAAAUGCAUUGCGAAACUAGAAAAAAAAAUCUCCUUUUUGAGUGUAUUUUGUGUACAUCAGUGUAAAUAUUGAAAAUAAUUAAAGAAGUUAUAUGGGUUCUGGGGAGGGAUGGUUGCUGAGAUAUUUGGAGUUUACCCUUCUCCACCUUUGUUUGUACUUCGUUUGACACUGUUUUCAGAGAUCAUAUUUUGGCUGAGAGGACAGAAACAUUAACAGCCUUUCUGUUUCUCAUU
Messenger RNA from Monopterus albus (swamp eel), 2634 nucleotides. It is a transcript of the gene igsf21a, whose product is annotated as immunoglobin superfamily, member 21a. NCBI's taxonomy places the organism in Eukaryota, Metazoa, Chordata, Actinopteri, Synbranchiformes, Synbranchidae. Gene Ontology annotation, biological process: heterophilic cell-cell adhesion; homophilic cell-cell adhesion. The record is from RefSeq and is a predicted model, not a curated record. Bases 299 to 1798 code for a protein of 499 amino acids. The transcript is spliced from 10 exons. Gene Ontology annotation, cellular component: adherens junction.